Liolophura sinensis is the source of this 12612-nucleotide messenger RNA. RefSeq names its product protocadherin Fat 4-like. Gene Ontology annotation, molecular function: calcium ion binding. The record is from RefSeq and is a predicted model, not a curated record. NCBI's taxonomy places the organism in Eukaryota, Metazoa, Mollusca, Polyplacophora, Chitonida, Chitonidae. The transcript is spliced from 13 exons. The coding region runs from base 1 to 12612 and encodes 4203 amino acids. Gene Ontology annotation, biological process: homophilic cell-cell adhesion. Gene Ontology annotation, cellular component: plasma membrane.
AUGAGUUUUAGGACACUAGCAGUUUUUCUGGUGCUGCUGGUCAUCGCCGUGGAUGGACAGAUAACUUCUCGACAGGUCAUCACUAUACCAGAAGACACUCCAGCGUACACCGUCAUCGGUGAUGUUUUCAACGGGAAUGGAGGUAUGACCACAGCGAAACACGGUGCUAAGCCCAUGUGUUCUAUUCUCAAACGAGGCAACCCCUUCGCUGAUUAUUUCCAAAUCACAAAAUCAAGUGGUGAAGUUUUCCUGAUGAAAAGUUUAGACCGGGAAGAAAUCUGUGAUCAUACGGAAACGUGUUUGGUGAAAUUGGAUAUCGCUGUGUCCUUGGAAUCCAAAUUGGUUGGCAUUUUCCGUUUUGAUAUCAUGAUAACUGAUGUUAAUGAUAAUGCGCCUUUCUUUCGCGAAGAAAAUGUCCAAUUGGAGAUUUUUGAAGAUGCUGACGUCAACACGACGUUUCCGAUCCCCUCUGCCACUGACCUAGAUAUGGGAGAUAACUCUGUGAUCACUUAUCAGAUUUCUCCCGCCAGUGAAAUGUUCGCGUUGGAUGUUAUCAGUAACCUGGACGGUACAGAUGAUCUGCGCAUAAGACUUACAGGGAUACUUGAUAAACAAACACAGCAACAAUACCGACUGAGACUGGAGGCUAAAGAUGGCGGAUCACCUCCGAGAACAGGUACCACGACAAUAGUUGUAUCAGUACAGGCUGUAAACAGAUCACCUGUGUUCACAACUGUGCAAACUACAGUAACUGUGGAGGAAAAUUCUGCUAUCGAUUCACCUGUAAUCCAGAUGACGGCCAGUGACGAAGAUUCAGGUGUGAAUGGCCAGCUGAGUUACAGAAUAAGCGCAGAUACAGCGAUGAUUUACCCAGGUAUGUUUCAUAUUGACCCCCUAUCUGGUGAUGUGUUCUCCCUGAAGAUGUUUGAUUACGAAGAUGAAAAGCUCUACCGACUGAUUGUGGAGGCUGUGGAUGGGGGUUCGCCGCCACUGACGUCAACGUCUGUAGUUAAGGUGAACGUUUUAGACGUAAACGACAACGUCCCCGAGAUCACAGUGAACUUUCUUUCUGGCACUGACGAAGCUUUCGUCUCCGAAUCGGCAGAAAGGCAACAUUUCGUGGCUGCGAUUUCAGUGAGAGACAAAGACUCUGGUGUGAACGCGGACAUUAAGUGCACUGUGGAGAAUGAACACUUUUCGCUGAUUCCUCUGAGCGAAACCGAGUUCCAGCUUAUACUGAAUGUCAAGCUAGAUAGAGAACAGUCCUCUCGGCAUAUUGUUUUGGUAGCGUGUCACGACAGCGGAAAACAACCCAAUGUUGUGUCAAAGGAAAUCAUUGUCAACGUUUUAGACGAGAACCACAACGCUCCAGAAUUCACGCAAAUAAAUCCCGAGGUCUAUAUAUACAAAGAUGUUAGUGUUGGGCAAGUGAUAUUCCAGGUUACUGCUGUUGAUGGCGAUGAAAAUGACAAUUCUAGCAUCAAGUUUGCGAUCAUUCCGGAGAAUCAGUAUUUCUCUAUCAAUCAGAACUCAGGGUCUGUUUCUAUCAAGAAACCACUUGAUUCGCUGAAUGAACCGAAAGUGAUAUUGACUGUUGUAGCAAAAGACAACGGAAGCCCGUCAAAACACACCGAGAUAAGCAUCACCGUUUCCUUUGUGCCAAGUUCUAGUUUGAAGGACACUCAGACACUAGCAGUUUUUCUGGUGCUGCUGGUCAUCGCCGUGGAUGGACAGAUAACUUCUCGACAGGUCAUCGCUAUACCAGAAGACACUCCAGCGUACACCGUCAUCGGUGAUGUUUUCAACGGGAAUGGAGGUAUGACCACAGCGAAACACGGUGCUAAGCCCAUGUGUUCUAUUCUCAAACGAGGCAACCCCUUCGCUGAUUAUUUCCAAAUCACAAAAUCAAGUGGUGAAGUUUUCCUGAUGAAAAGUUUAGACCGGGAAGAAAUCUGUGAUCAUACGGAAACGUGUUUGGUGAAAUUGGAUAUCGCUGUGUCCUUGGAAUCCAAAUUGGUUGGCAUUUUCCGUUUUGAUAUCAUGAUAACUGAUGUUAAUGAUAAUGCGCCUUUCUUUCGCGAAGAAAAUGUCCAAUUGGAGAUUUUUGAAGAUGCUGACGUCAACACGACGUUUCCGAUCCCCUCUGCCACUGACCUAGAUAUGGGACAUAACUCUGUGAUCACUUAUCAGAUUUCUCCCGCCAGUGAAAUGUUCGCGUUGGAUGUUAUCAGUAACCUGGACGGUACAGAUGAUCUGCGCAUAAAACUUACAGGGAUACUUGAUAAACAAACACAGCAACAAUACCGACUGAGACUGGAGGCUAAAGAUGGCGGAUCACCUCCGAGAACAGGUACCACGACAAUAGUUGUAUCAGUACAGGCUGUCAACAGAUCACCUGUGUUCACAACUGUCCAAACUACAGUAACUGUGGAGGAAAAUUCUGCUAUCGAUUCACCUGUAAUCCAGAUGACGGCCAGUGACGAAGAUUCAGGUGUGAAUGGCCAGCUGAGUUACAGAAUAAGCGCAGUUACAGCGAUGAUUUACCCAGGUGUGUUUCAUAUUGACCCCGUAUCUGGUGAUGUGUUCUCCCUAAAGGUGUUUGAUUACGAAGAUGAAAAGCUCUACCGACUGAUUGUGGAGGCUGUGGAUGGGGGUUCGCCGCCACUGACGUCAACGUCUGUAGUUAAGGUGAACGUUUUAGACGUAAACGACAACGUCCCCGAGAUCACAGUGAACUUUCUUUCUGGCACUGACGAAGCUUUCGUCUCCGAAUCGGCAGAAAGACAACAUUUCGUGGCUGCGAUUUCAGUGAGAGACAAAGACUCUGGUGUGAACGCGGACAUUAAGUGCACUGUGGAGAAUGAACACUUUUCGCUGAUUCCUCUGAGCGAAACCGAGUUCCAGCUUAUACUGAAUGUCAAGCUAGAUAGAGAACAGUCCUCUCGGCAUAUUGUUUUGGUAACGUGUCACGACAGCGGAAAACAACCCAAUGUUGUGUCAAAGGAAAUCAUUGUCAACGUUUUGGACGAGAACCACAACGCUCCAGAAUUCACACAAAUAAAUCCCGAGGUCUAUAUAUACAAAGAUGUUAGUGUUGGGCAAGUGAUAUUCCAGGUUACUGCUGUUGAUGGCGAUGAAAAUGACAAUUCUAGCAUCAAGUUUGCGAUCAUUCCGGAGAAUCAGUAUUUCUCUAUCAAUCAGAACUCAGGGACACGAGCAGUUUUUCUGGUGCUGCUGGUCAUCGCCGUGGAUGGACAGAUAACUUCUCGACAGGUCAUCGCUAUACCAGAAGACACUCCAGCGUACACCGCCAUCGGUGAUGUUUUCAACGGGAAUGGAGAAGAUGUCCAGUUGGAGAUUUUUGAAGAUGCUGACGUCAACACGACAUUUCUGAUCCCCUCUGCCACUGACCUAGAUAUGGGAGAUAACUCUGUGAUCACCUAUCAGAUUUCUCCCGCCAGUGAAAUGUUCGCGUUGGAUGUUACCAGUAACCUGGACGUAACUGUGGAGGAAAAUUCCGCUAUCGAUUCACCUGUAAUCCAGAUGACGGCCAGUGACGAGGAUUCAGGUGUGAAUGGCCAGCUGAGUUACAGAAUAAGCGCAGAUACAGCGAUGACUUACCCAGGUAUGUUUCAUAUUGACCCCCUAUCUGGUGAUGUGUUCACCAUGAAGAUGUUUGAUUACGAAGAUGAAAAGCUCUACCGACUGAUUGUGGAGGCUGUGGAUGGGGGUUCGCCGCCACUGACGUCAACGUCAGUAGUUACGGUGAACGUUUUAGACGUAAACGACAACGUUCCCGAGAUCACAGUGAACUUUCUUUCUGGCACUGACGAAGCUUUUGUCUCCGAAUCGGCAGAAAGGCAACAUUUCGUGGCGGCGAUUUCAGUGAAAGACAAAGACUCUGGUGUGAACGCGGACAUUACGUGUUUUGUGGAGAAUGAACACUUUUUGCUGAUUCCUCUGAGUGAAACCGAGUUCCAGCUUAUACUGAAUGUCAAGCUAGAUAGAGAACAGUCCUCUCGGCAUAUUGUUUUGGUAACGUGUCACGACAGCGGAAAACAACCCAAUGUUGUGUCAAAUGAAAUCAUUGUCAACGUUUUGGACGAGAACGACAACGCUCCAGAAUUCACACAAACAAAUCCCGAGGUCUAUAUAUACAAAGAUGUUAGUGUCGGGCAAGUGAUAUUCCAGGUUACUGCUGUUGAUGGCGAUGAAAUUGGCAAUUCUAGCGUCAAGUUUGCGAUCAUUCCGGAGAAUCAGUAUUUCUCUAUCAAUCAGAACUCAGGGUCUGUUUCUGUCAACAAACCACUUGAUUCGCUGAAUGAACCGAAAGUGAUAUUGACUGUUGUAGCAAAAGACAACGGAAGCCCGUCAAAACACACCGAGAUAAGCAUCACCGUUUCCUUUGUGCCAAACUCCAGUUUGAAGGACACUCAGUCUGAGGAUUUCCUAACUAAUACAGACAAGUCGGAAAUGUUUCCUAAUUUGAUGAUAGUUGUGUUUGUUAUAAUUCUGACCGCUAUUGCGACACGAGCAGUUUUUCUGGUGCUGCUGGUCAUCGACGUGGAUGGACAGAUAACUUCUCGACAGGUCAUCGCUAUACCAGAAGACACUCCAGCGAACACCGCCAUCGGUGAUGUUUUCAACGGGAAUGGAGGUAUGACCACAGCAAAACACGGCGUUAAGCCCAUGUGUUCUAUUCUCAAACGAGGCAACCCCUUCGCUGAUUAUUUCCAAAUCACAAAAUCAAGUGGUGACAUUUUCCUGAUGAAAAGUUUAGACCGGGAAGAAAUCUGUGAUCAUACGGAAACGUGUUUAGUGAAAUUGGAUAUCGCUGUGUCCUUGGAAUUCAAAUUGGUUGGCAUUUUCCGUUUUGAUAUCAUGAUAACUGAUGUUAAUGAUAAUGCGCCUUUCUUUCGCGAAGAAGAUGUCCAGUUGGAGAUUUUUGAAGAUGCUGACGUCAACACGACGUUUCCGAUCCCCUCUGCCAUUGACCUAGAUAUGGGAGAUAACUCUGUGAUCACCUAUCAGAUUUCUCCCGCCAGUGAAAUGUUCGCGUUGGAUGUUACCAAUAACCUGGACGGUACAGAUGAUCUGCGCAUAAGACUUACAGGGAUACUUGAUAAACAAACACAGCAACAACACCGACUGAGACUGGAGGCUAAAGAUGGUGGAUCACCUCCGAGAACAGGUACCACGACAAUAGUUAUAUUAGUACAGGCUGUUAACAGAUCACCUGUGUUCACAACUGUGCAAACUACGGUAACUGUGGAGGAAAAUUCCGCUAUCGAUUUACCUGUAAUCCAGAUGACGGCCAGUGACGAGGAUUCAGGUGUGAAUGGCCAGCUGAGUUACAGAAUAAGCGCAGAUACAGCGAUGAUUUACCCAGGUAUGUUUCAUAUUGACCCCCUAUCUGGUGAUGUGUUCACCCUGAAGAUGUUUGAUUACGAAGAUGAAAAGCUCUACCGACUGAUUGUGGAGGCUGUGGAUGGGGGUUCGCCGCCACUGACGUCAACGUCAGUAGUUACGGUGAACGUUUUAGACGUAAACGACAACGUCCCCGAGAUCACAGUGAACUUUCUUUCUAGCACUGACGAAGCUUUUGUCUCCGAAUCGGCAGAAAGGCAACAUUUCGUGGCUGCGAUUUCAGUGAAAGACAAAGACUCUGGUGUGAACGCGGACAUUACGUGCAUUGUGGAGAAUGAACACUUUUCGCUGAUUCCUCUGAGCGAAACCGAGUUCCAGCUUGUACUGAAUGUCAAGCUAGAUAGAGAACAGUCCUCUCGGCAUAUUGUUUUGGUAACGUGUCACGACAGCGGAAAACAACCCAAUGUUGUGUCAAAGGAAAUCGUUGUCAACGUUUUGGAUGAGAACGACAACGCUCCAGAAUUCACACAAAUAAAUCCCGAGGUCUAUAUAUACAAAAAUGUUAGCAUUGGGCAAGUGAUAUUCCAGGUUACUGCUGUUGAUGGCGAUAAAAAUGACAAUUCUAACGUCAAGUUUGCGAUCAUUCCGGAGAAUCAGUAUUUCUCUAUCAAUCAGAACUCAGGGUCUGUUUCUGUCAACAAACCACUUGAUUCGCUGAAUGAACCGAAAGUGAUAUUGACUGUUGUAGCAACAGACAACGGAAGCCCGUCAAAACACACCAAGAUAAGCAUCACCGUUUCCUUUGUGCCAAACCCCAGUUUGAAGGACACUCAGUCUGAGGAUUUCCUAACUAAUACAGACAAGUCGGAAAUGUUUCCUAAUUUGAUGAUAGUUGUGACACGAGCAGUUUUUCUGGUGCUGCUGGUCAUCGCCGUGGAUGGACAGAUAACUUCUCGACAGGUCAUCGCUAUACCAGAAGACACUCCAGCGUACACCGCCAUCGGUGAUGUUUUCAACGGGAAUGGAGGUAUGACCACAGCAAAACACGGCGUUAAGCCCAUGUGUUCUAUUCUCAAACGAGGCAACCCCUUCGCUGAUUAUUUCCAAAUCACAAAAUCAAGUGGUGACAUUUUCCUGAUGAAAAGUUUAGACCGGGAAGAAAUCUGUGAUCAUACGGAACCGUGUUUGGUGAAAUUGGAUAUCGCUGUGUCCUUGGAAUCCAAAUUGGUUGGCAUUUUCCGUUUUGAUAUCAUGAUAACUGAUGUUAAUGAUAAUGCGCCUUUCUUUCGCGAAGAAGAUGUCCAGUUGGAGAUUUUUGAAGAUGCUGACGUCAACACGACGUUUCCGAUCCCCUCUGCCAUUGACCUAGAUAUGGGAGAUAACUCUGUGAUCACCUAUCAGAUUUCUCCCGCCAGUGAAAUGUUCGCGUUGGAUGUUACCAGUAACCUGGACGGUACAGAUGAUCUGCGGAUAAGACUUACAGGGAUACUUGAUAAACAAACACAGCAACAACACCGACUGAGACUGGAGGCUAAAGAUGGUGGAUCUCCUCCGAGAACAGGUACCACGACAAUAGUUAUAUUAGUACAGGCUGUUAACAGAUCACCUGUGUUCACAACUGUGCAAACUACAGUAACUGUGGAGGAAAAUUCCGCUAUCGAUUCACCUGUAAUCCAGAUGACGGCCAGUGACGAGGAUUCAGGUGUGAAUGGCCAGCUGAGUUACAGAAUAAGCGCAGAUACAGCGAUGAUUUACCCAGGUAUGUUUUAUAUUGACCCCCUAUCUGGUGAUGUGUUCACCCUGAAGAUGUUUGAUUACGAAGAUGAAAAGCUCUACCGACUGAUUGUGGAGGCUGUGGAUGGGGGUUCGCCGCCACUGACGUCAACAUCAGUAGUUACGGUGAACGUUUUAGACGUAAACGACAACGUCCCCGAGAUCACAGUGAACUUUCUUUCUAGCACUGACGAAGCUUUUGUCUCCGAAUCGGCAGAAAGACAACAUUUCGUGGCUGCGAUUUCAGUGAAAGACAAAGACUCUGGUGUGAACGCGGACAUUACGUGUAUUGUGGAGAAUGAACACUUUUCGCUGAUUCCUCUGAGUGAAACCGAGUUCCAGCUUAUACUGAAUGUCAAGCUAGAUAGAGAACAGUCCUCUCGGCAUAUUGUUUUGGUAACGUGUCACGACAGGGGAAAACAACCCAAUGUUGUGUCAAAUGAAAUCAUUGUCAACGUUUUGGACGAGAACGACAACGCUCCAGAAUUCACACAAACAAAUCCCGAGGUCUAUAUAUACAAAGAUGUUAGUGUCGGGCAAGUGAUAUUCCAGGUUACUGCUGUUGAUGGCGAUGAAAAUGACAAUUCUAACGUCAAGUUUGCGAUCAUUCCGGAGAAUCAGUAUUUCUCUAUCAAUCAGAACUCAGGGUCUGUUUCUGUCAACAAACCACUUGAUUCGCUGAAUGAACCGAAAGUGAUAUUGACUGUUGUAGCAAAAGACAACGGAAGCCCGUCAAAACACACCGAGAUAAGCAUCACCGUUUUAUUUGUGCCAAGUUCUAGUUUGAAGGACACUCAGUCUGAGGAUUUCCUAACUAAUACAGACAAGUCGGAAAUGUUUCCUAAUUUGAUGAUAGUUGUGUUUGUUAUAAUUCUGACCGCUAUUGCGUCACGAAACACGGUGCUAAGCCCAUUGUGUUCUAUUCUCAAACGAGGCAACCCCUUCGCUGAUUAUUUCCAAAUCACAAAAUCAAGUGGUGAUAUUUUCCUGAUGAAAAGUUUAGACCGGGAAGAAAUCUGUGAUCAUACGGAAACGUGUUUGAUGAAAUUGGAUAUCGCUGUGUCCUUGGAAUUGAAAUUGGUUGGCAUUUUCCGUUUUGAUAUCAUGAUAACUGAUGUUAAUGACAAUUCGCCUUUCUUUCGCGAAGAAGAUGUCCAAUUGGAGAUUUCUGAAGAUGCUGACGUCAACACGACGUUUCCGAUCCCCUCUGCCACUGACCUAGAUGUGGGAGAUAACUCUGUGAUCACCUAUCAGAUUUCUCCCGCCAGUGAAAUGUUCGCGUUGGAUGUUACCAGUAACCUGGACGGUACAGAUGAUCUGCGGAUAAGACUUACAGCGAUACUUGAUAAACAAACACAGCAACAACACCGACUGACACUGGAGGCUAAAGAUGGUGGAUCACCUCCGAGAACAGGUACCACAACAAUAGUUGUAUCAGUACAGGCUGUCAACAGAUCACCUGUGUUCACAACUGUCCAAACUACAUUAACUGUGGAGGAAAAUUCUGUUAUCGAUUCACCUGUAAUCCAAAUGACGGCCAGUGACGAAGAUUCAGGUGUGAAUGGCCAGCUGAGUUACAGAAUAAGCGCAGAUACAGCGAUGAUUUACCCAGGUAUGUUUCAUAUUGACCCCCUAUCUGGUGAUGUGUUCUCCCUGAAGAUGUUUGAUUACGAAGAUCAAAAGCUCUACCGACUGAUUGUGGAGGCCGUGGACAGGGGUUCGCCGCCACUGACAUCAACGUCUGUAGUUAAGGUGAACGUUUUAGACGUAAACGACAACGUCCCCGAGAUCACAGUGAACUUUCUUUCUGGCACUGACGAAGGUUUUGUCUCCGAAUCAGCAGAAAGACAACAUUUCGUGGCAGCGAUUUCAGUGAAAGACAAAGACUCUGGUAUGAACGCGGACAUUACGUGCACUGUGGAGAAUGAACACUUUUUGCUGAUUCCUCUGAGCGAAACCGAGUUCCAGCUUGUACUGAAUGUCAAGCUAGAUAGAGAACAGUCCUCUCGGCAUAUUGUUUUGGUAACGUGUCACGACAGGGGAAAACAACCCAAUGUUGUGUCAAAUGAAAUCAUUGUCAACGUUUUGGACGAGAACGACAACGCUCCAGAAUUCACACAAACAAAUCCCGAGGUCUAUAUAUACAAAGAUGUUAGUGUCGGGCAAGUGAUAUUCCAGGUUACUGCUGUUGAUGGCGAUGAAAAUGACAAUUCUAACGUCAAGUUUGCGAUCAUUCCGGAGAAUCAGUAUUUCUCUAUCAAUCAGAACUCAGGGUCUGUUUCUGUCAACAAACCACUUGAUUCGCUGAAUGAACCGAAAGUGAUAUUGACUGUUGUAGCAAAAGACAACGGAAGCCCGUCAAAACACACCGAGAUAAGCAUCACCGUUUUAUUUGUGCCAAGUUCUAGUUUGAAGGACACUCAGUCUGAGGAUUUCCUAACUAAUACAGACAAUGACCGUUUUCCUGUGGGGAUCCCAAAGAGCGACCUCUACGGAUUUAAAUGUUCAUUUCUCACAGGCGGUAACCCCUACUCGAACCAUUUCACCCUGAAUGAGGCUACAGGAGGUAUAUUCACAGUCACAUCACUGGAUAGAGAGACCCUGUGCCCAGACGCCAACGCAUGUGUAGUGAAACUCGAUGUAGCUUUUUCAACAGAGACUGUGCCUGUGAAGAUCUUCCGUGUUGAUGUUGUGAUAGAGGAUGAAAACGACAACUCGCCAGUUUUCCCAGAAGCCGAAAUCCACAUCAAUAUAAUGGAAGAUACAGGCGUCAAUACUCAAUUUUCCAUCCCUACUGCCAUGGAUCCGGACAUGGACGAUAACUCUGUGAAAAUGUAUGUACUGGAACCCCCAAAUGACGUUUUCAGCAUCAUCGUCACCGAGACUUUAGAAGGCCUGCCUGGAGCCGCCAUUGUUUUACAGCGGAAAUUAGACCGUGAAGAGACGGCUUCUUACAAUGUGCAAGUCGUGGCUAAAGAUGGCGGAUCUCCUCAGCGAUCAGGCAAAAUGUCCAUCGUAAUAACUGUCUUAGACGUAAAUGACAACCCACCGAUCAUCGCUAAACAACCUUCCAGCAUUACGAUUCGAGAAAACUCACCUGUUGGCACACCUGUAAUCAAGAUCACAGCCACUGAUGAAGAUGCUGGUGAGAGCGGACAGGUGGGAUAUAGAUUUGGCUCAAGGAGCGUGCUGAUUGCUUUGGGAGUUUUUGAGAUUAACACGACUACCGGUGAGAUAAGCGUUAUGUCUAAUCUAGAUUACGAAGAAACCACAGAAUACCGUCUGAUAGUCGAAGCCUACGACAGGGGAUCCCCGUCGAGAUCUUCACAGGCUUUGGUUAUUGUGGAAGUCACCGACGUUAACGAUAACAAUCCUGUGCUUAACGUGAAUUACAUAUCUGGGCAAAAAUACGCCGAGAUUUCCGAAGCUGCUCCUAUAGGCAGCUUCAUAGCGCAUAUAUCAGUAACAGACCGGGACACAGGGGCUAACGCAAUCGCUGAUUGUACUUUCGAGCACAAUGACUUUAAAAUCGAAGAGAUUCGCCAAAACGGAUACCAGAUCACUUUGAAAAAGACGCUAGAUAGAGAAAAGAUUGCAAGAUACACGAUCCAGGCCACGUGCCAGGAUAGAGGAGCGCCGUUGCUAAGAACCUCUGGUGAUAUCGCCAUUCACGUGACAGAUGACAACGACAACGCUCCGGCUUUCCAGCAAGAUGUCUUCCCCGUUAUGGUUCAAGAAAGCUUGGAUGUGGGUAGACCAAUCAUCACAUUGACUGCUGUAGAUAAAGACGAGGGAGACAAUGCGAGGAUCACUUAUGAGAUCGCUUCCUCUAAGCCGGACACGGACUUCUUCCGCAUCAGUAAGAAAACGGGGACAAUAUUUGUGGCGAGCCGACUGGACCGAGAAACAAAACCGGAAGUGAGGUUGGCUGUAUACGCACGAGAUCACGGAAUUCCUCCACGUCGUACGAGAACCACGGUAGUUAUAGAACUGCUAGAUGUGAACGAUGAAACUCCUUUGUUCAAUCAAAGUAGAUAUCACUUCGCCAUCACAGAAAACUCUCCAGCCGGGACAUACAUUGGUAAAGUUGAAGCCUUGGAUUCAGACACUGGCUCAGGCGGGCAGGUAACUUUUGACCUUUCUCGUGAGUCACGCGCAUUCAAGUCUUUUACUAUUGAUAGCAAAUCUGGCGAGAUUCGGACAGCAAGGCCAUUAAAUCGAGAGGAACAUUCACUGGUACCCCUAAUCGCAAUAGCUCGCGAUAUGGGAAGCCCUCAACUCAGCUCGACUGUUCCUGUAGAUGUUAUAAUACUGGAUGUUAACGACAAUCCUCCAGUGUUCAUCUUUCCAUCCGCCACCAACGAAACAGUAAAUCUAGACAAACACAGCACAUCGUUCAUCGUGGCCAAGAUGAAUGUAACGGACGCUGACUCGGAGACAAAUUUGGUAUUCUCCAUGAACGACGAUUCUGGAGGAGUAUUUUUCAUGAAUAGUUCCACGGGAGAAAUCUCACUUACAAAAUCUGUGUCACAUUUGGAUGAUGGAACCGUGUUUAAACUGAAUCUCACUGUGGAUGACAAUGGGGCGCCACCACUUUCAUCCACAGCUACACUCGCUGUUGUUGUUGGUAGUCAAACCAGCGGACAAACCACCUUCUCCACGGUCAACAUGUACAUCGUGGUUGUUGUUUUAUCGCUGACAAUAAUCAUCUCAUUAAUCGUCUCCGUCGUCAUUGUGCGAAUGCGGAAGCAGGGCUCCUCCACAAAGAGAACGACCAAGAGAGAGGCACCAGACAGGGGAGAUAACCGCAUCACUUUGAGUCCCAAACGAACCAAUGUAACCAUCAGUCCUUCACAUCACGACAUGUACAUUCAGAAUGGAGUCUUAAGCGAAGCGGGUUCACCUAGGGUAGAGAAUCAACAGAACAACCAAAUAUACAAUUUUCAACCACAGAUGCACGUUACUGCCGGUUAUAUGACGCCUCAUCCCAAUGACUCUCCUCGUCAUCCAAGUCAACCUCCAAGGACUCCUCAUCAAACAUGGCUGACAGACUCAAAUUGCUCUCAGAUACAUCCAGCCUUAAGUCCCAGACCUGUGAGGAAAAGUCUGAGUGAUACAUCCGAAGAGACAUAUGACAGCGGCAAAGGUGGAAGUAAUAACAGUGUAAGGGCGUCACUAAGGGGAGACCACUCUCCCGAGAAAGGAACCAAAUUUCGAAACGACCCUUUGCAUAGUUCAGCAGAAGAUUUUCAGCAAAUCCACACGCUGAGCAGUUCGGGUGAAGUCUUCACCAAUAGGCCUGGGAGCCCGUGGAAACGACAGGAGCAGUUUGAACCCGGGAUUCUUAAGGAAAUGAACUCUUUCGCUGAUUACGACAAAGCUGGAAAGCUAAUCAUUGUCAAGGUCACUCAUCUGAGCAAAUCAGGAUCGAGCCGACGUAUUGAUCAACUUGCUCUGACGAGAACAGAUUAA